Molecule: messenger RNA, 603 nt
Organism: Ruditapes philippinarum (Manila clam)
Lineage: Eukaryota; Metazoa; Mollusca; Bivalvia; Venerida; Veneridae
Exons: 1
Coding region: 1-603 (200 amino acids)
Source: RefSeq, a predicted model, not a curated record
AUGACAAGAGAUACAUUUGAAGUGAUUUGUCAACAACUUGGAACAGUAUUGCCAAGGUACCAAACUGCCCGUCCAUCUGGACGACCUGCCAUACCUCUUCAAAACCAGCUGAUGAUAUUUCUUUGGUAUAUCGGCAGUCUUGAGCCUCUAUGUAGAAUCGGAGAUCGAUUUAAUGUGACUGAGUUCUCAGUGUUACGCAUUCGUCGAAGGAUUUGUAAAAUGUUGUUAAGACAUUUCAAGUCUAAAUAUAUAAAAUGGCCAGAUGGACAAGAUCAACAAACUGUCAUGAAUGCAUUCAGAGAGAAAAAGGAGUUUCCACUUGUAAUUGGAGCUUUAGACAGUACCCAUAUACAAAUUAGACCUCCUCAGGAGCAUCCACAAACCUACGUAAACCGUAAAGGCUACCAUUCAAUCGUUCUCCAGUGUGUAUGUAGAGAGGAUAUGAGGUUUACACAUUGUUUUGCUGGAUGGCCUGGGAGUUGCCAUGACUCUAGGGUGUUAAAGAACAUAGACUUGUUUCAGAAUGCACAGCAUUUAUGUCAGGGUGGACACUUAAUAGGAGACGGUGGGUUUCCAUUGAAGGAAUGGUUGAUGACCCCAUGA